GGCGAUACUGGGCGACCCGCCUUGAAACUUGAAAGUUCAAACUUCAUUCAUGCUCGUGUCUACAGUACCUAUUAUUAAUUGUUAUUAUUGUAUUUGAAUGUCGAUUGUUAUUUGAUUUUCGAAGUUUCAAACGUUCAUACUAUUAAAUAUACUGAGAACCGCAAUAUACUUGGUACUUCCAAUACAGUCGGCGAUAAGCGAUUUAAUAUUAAAAUCCGUUUUGACCGAGCAAAUCUCAGAGGUGAGAUUUAGUUCAGUUAGAGUGUUUGAUGUGAUCACAGUGCAUUAAAUUCUGACAAAAGUUUUGUUUUACAUAAUAUUCAAUAUGAAUUUGAAGUUCUGUGCUAACUUAUCGUUUAUGUACCAAGAAGCAAAUUGUCUUUUGGAGAGGUAUGGUUUGGCCGCUAAAUCCGGAUUUACUUCUGUGGAGUGUGCAUUUCCAUACUCAGAUUCUUUGGAAAAAGUAGUGAAAGCAAAAACCGAUGCCAAUGUACAACAAAUCUUGAUAAAUGCACCUAGGGGCGAAGCCAAUGAACUAGGUUUUGCAGCGAUUCCAAGUAUGGAGGAUAGUUUUCGUUCAUCUAUUGAUUUGGCUGUGUCUUAUGCAAAAGCUUUGAACUGUUCUAAGAUCCACGUAAUGGCAGGCAUCGUUGUUCAACCCACGGAAGUUAAUCAUCAGGCUUAUGAAAAAAAUUUAGCUUAUGCUGCACAAAUCUUUGAAACGAAAGGCAUUACGGGCUUAAUUGAACCAAUCAAUAAAUAUUCAGCUCCAGGAUAUUAUUUAAAUUCAUAUGAACGAGCAAUUGAUGUAUUGAAAAAAAUUAAUAGUCCUAAUCUGAAGCUACAAUUAGAUAUAUUUCAUUUGCAACAGAUCAAAGGAGACCUGACAAAUAACAUUAAGAGCUUGCUACCUUAUGUAGGACAUAUUCAAUUGGCUCAAGUUCCUGCACGUAAUGAACCAAAUACCCCAGGUGAAAUAGAUUACAAUUAUAUUUUUCAACUUUUAGAAGAACUUAACUAUAGUGACUGGAUCGGUUUAGAAUAUACCCCAAAAGACGAUACAGACAAAGGUUUAUCAUGGCUAAGAGAUUUAAAAAGAACUGUAACAUUUUGAUGAGGAAUAUUUAAUAAAGUAUAUUACAACUUGCAAGCAUUAAAAAAAAUAAGUUAAUAAUACAA
Molecule: messenger RNA, 1179 nt
Organism: Rhopalosiphum maidis (corn leaf aphid)
Lineage: Eukaryota; Metazoa; Arthropoda; Insecta; Hemiptera; Aphididae
Gene: Gip
Product: putative hydroxypyruvate isomerase
Exons: 1
Coding region: 326-1114 (262 amino acids)
Biological process (GO): glyoxylate metabolic process
Molecular function (GO): hydroxypyruvate isomerase activity
Source: RefSeq, a predicted model, not a curated record